CAAUCCUGUGGGCUACUUUACUUUUCCUCUUCUCCAUAUCCGUUUUCCUUUUGUUUCUCCUUAGCCAUCGUCUCUGUGUUUACCUCCGGCGAUGAAGGACAAAGAAUAUAGAAAUUGGGCGGAGCUUCCGCCGGAUCUUACGUCAUCGAUCCUGCAACGACUUGGCGCGAUUGAGAUUCUUGAAAACGCUCAGAAAGUGUGUAAAUCGUGGCAUCGCGUUUGUAAAGACCCUUCGAUGUGGCGAAAGAUUGAGAUAGACAAGGGCGGAGACUCGGAAAGCGUCAAGUACGACCUCGAGGGCAUGUGCCGUCACGCAGUUGAUCGUAGCCAGGGCGGGUUGGUUGAGAUCGCCAUUCAUCACUUCGGUACUGAUGGGCUCCUCGAUUACAUAGCCGAUAGGUCAAGUAAUCUGAGAAGUCUUAGACUUGUAAGAUGCCUUCCAAUAACAGAUAAGGGAGUUGCCAACGCAAUUGUGAAACUUCCAUUGCUUGAAGACCUCGAGGUCUCAUUCUGCUCAGUUUCAGGAGAGUGUCUGAGUGUUGUAGGCCAGUCAUGUCCACAUCUGAAGACAUUGAAGCUAAACCGCCGUCCUCGCAUCGAGUUUUCAAUGGAUAUGUGUGAUCGUAAUGCCAUAGCAAUUGCAGAAAGCAUGCCUGAGCUACGACACCUCCAGCUUUUAGGGAACGCACUGACCAACACGGGCUUGAGCGCCAUGCUUGACCGUUGUCCUCACCUGGAAUACCUUGAUUUACGUCAAUGUUCCAACGUGACCCUUGUUGGGGAUCUCAUGAAGCGAUGUUUUGAGAGGAUCAAAGAUUUGAGAGGCCCCGAUGACUCAACCGCUGAUUGCCCAUUUGAAUCCAGUGGUCUUCUUACGCAUUCAGAUGGUUUUGUACCCUAUUUAUAUGGCCACUAUGACAUUAUGGCCGGGGAUGACCUUAUGGGCGACGUUAUAGGCGACUUACUGGCCUGGGGAGGUUAACCGUAUCCGAAAUCCGAACUCGAACCCGACCCUCGGUACUAGUCUACUAGAUAUUGAAUCUUUCUGAACAUUGCAGAGAACAUGUUGUUUUUGUUGGUCUUUUCAAAUUAUGAACUCGUUCAUGUCUUCUCUUUUCUCGCUCUGUUUUCUAUGUCUGUACUUCAUAGCUUCAGGAUCCUAAAUCUAAUUUCCUUUGAACUUUUUUCAAAACA
Molecule: messenger RNA, 1194 nt
Organism: Capsella rubella
Lineage: Eukaryota; Viridiplantae; Streptophyta; Magnoliopsida; Brassicales; Brassicaceae
Product: putative F-box/LRR-repeat protein 23
Exons: 2
Coding region: 92-982 (296 amino acids)
Molecular function (GO): protein binding
Source: RefSeq, a predicted model, not a curated record